Molecule: messenger RNA, 5605 nt
Organism: Cervus elaphus (red deer)
Lineage: Eukaryota; Metazoa; Chordata; Mammalia; Artiodactyla; Cervidae
Product: zinc finger protein 107-like
Exons: 5
Biological process (GO): regulation of DNA-templated transcription
Source: RefSeq, a predicted model, not a curated record
CCCCUAACAGAUGGACGGUGAGUUUGAACAAACUCCCGGAGAUAGUGAAGGACAGGGAAGCCUGGAAUGUUGCAGUCCAUGGAGUUGCAAAGAGUCAGAUUUGACUGAGAGUCUGAACGAAAAAACUGCUCUCUGUAAUGCAAAAAGAAAGGAGAACUAGCGGGGGUGUUCUACAAAGAGAAUGCCUGAAAGGUGAGCAUCAAAUACAGGAUGUGAUUAGCAUAUCCGGUUAGUCUUGAUUAUCAACUAUGGGUCAGGAACAGAAAAAGUGAAGAAAGAGCCCAGAAAAGGGUGAGAGAAGCAAGAAAACGUUUCCUUCUUUUUUUUUUUUACUGCAUCAGUUGCAGGUUGCAGAGCUGAGUUGCUGCCUUUGAAGGUAUUUUCUCAACAAGUGGAUGGGGAGUUUGCAACAUAAAUCUGAUGCCUAAUGGGGGCCUGUAAGACUUCUAGUCCUGGAGGCCUUUUUGUUCCCAGUUUCUUAUAGGCAAAACUCCAGCCCCCAGGACCUUCUCUUAGUUUGAAAGAGUUGCUAAUCAGAGGAGGUAAUGAAACCACCUGAGGCAAGAUCAAAGGAGAAGAGGCUUGACAGGAUUUGAAGACCAGAUCACCGAAGACCCUUCACACGCCCUAAUCUAAGAGUCAAGAUUUUGGCAAAAACAUCCCCAAAGAAGAGGCAGAGCAGGAGGAAGAAGACGAAAUGGCAGCUUCACAGGGACAGCUGACAUUCCAGGAUGUGGCCAUAGACUUCACCCAAGAGGAGUGGGAAUGCCUGGACCUCGGUCAGCGGGAAUUGUACAGGGAUGUGAUGUUAGAGAACUACAGGAACCUGGCCUCCUUGGCAGGUUUUGUGGUCUCUAAGCCAGACCUGGUCACCUUUCUGGAGCAAAUGAAGGAUCCCAGGAAUAUAAGGAGAGUCGAGAGAACAGCCAUAUACACAGCUAUGUCUCCACAAGAUACCCAGAAUUUGAUGCCAAAAAAUCCAGGGUUAGAAGAUUUCUUCCCAAAAGCAAACCUACAAAUAUAUGAAAGAUUUCACCUCAGAAACUUACAUUUAAUGAAAAACUGGGAAUAUACAAGGGCAUGUGAAAGACAGAGAGGAUGUUUAUAUGCACAUAAAGAAAUUGAGACAGCUACACAUAAUAUGAACAUUACUGCAGAAACAUAUGAGCAACAUGAGUCAAAUUGGGAAAAAUACCAAUUUCAGUCUUCAACAUCUGCCAAGAAGUAUAAGAUUUUAAGAAAAGAUUUACAUCAUUUUUUGAAACAUGCAUGUUCUCUGAAAGGAAACGUGGAAAAUUUGGAAGGUAAUCUAGUCUCUAUUGCAAAUACUUGUUCAAAAAAUUCUCAAUAUAGACUUAGAUUAAACAAACAUUCAAGCAUGUCUGAGCACCAGAAAUUUAACAAUGAGGGGGAAGACUCACAAUAUAAUCAAUUUGAGGGAUCCGUGAGCAGGGGGUCAUUAUUCUUCCCCCAACAGAUAUUUUUUCUCCAUUCCAAGAUGUAUAAUGUUGAUAAUAAUGGAAGAGAUAUAAUCCAACCAUCAAUGUUCAAUACAUAUCAUGAUAUGGUUAAUACAGAACAACUUUCCAUGUGUAAUGAAAUGAGUCAGGCCUUAAGUGAGUGCUCCAGCCCCAAUAAUUACAAGAGUAUUUAUGAUGGAGUGAGAGGGUAUUCAGGCAAUGAAACUGGGUAUAAAGUUGAACAAGACUCAGACCUUAUGAAACAUCAGGGACCUGAAUCUUCAGAGAAGGAUUCUAAAAGUAAUAAAUGUAGAAAUACCUUUUAUCAGAUACCAGGUCUCCCUCUAUGUAAGAGUACUCAUACUGGAAUGAAGACUUAUAACUGUAGUGAAUAUGGUAAAAAUUUUAAUCAGUCUUCAGAACUUAUUCAAGAGCAGACUAUUCAGAGUCCACAGAAAGAAAAAAAGUAUAAUAAAUGUGGGGAAGUCUUUAGUAAGUCAUCCAAUCUAAAUAAACAUAGGAAAAUCCAUACAGAAAGGAAAUCUUCCAAAUGUACAGAACGUAGCGAAGCGUUUAUCCAUCACCCACUUCUUACUCAACAUCAACGAAUUCAUACUGGAGAGAAACCUUAUAAAUGUACAGAAUGUCGCAAAACCUUUAAUCACAACUCACAUCUUACUCAACAUCAGCGAAUUCAUACUGGAGAGAAGCCUUAUAAAUGUAAAGAUUGUGGCAAAGCCUUUAUCCGAUGCUCACAACUUACUCAACAUCAGCGAAUUCAUAGUGGAGAGAAACCUUAUAAAUGUAAAGACUGUGACAAAGCCUUUAUCCUAUGCUCACAACUUACUCGACAUCAGCAAAUUCAUAGUGGAGAGAAACCUUAUAAAUGUAAAGAUUGUGGCAAAGCCUUUAUCCGAUGUUCAUAUCUUAUUCAACAUCAGCGAAUUCAUAGUGGAGAGAAACCUUAUAAAUGUAAAGACUGUGACAAAGCCUUUCUCCGAUGCUCACAUCUUUCUCGACAUCAGCGAAUUCAUACUGGAGAGAAGCCUUAUAAAUGUAAAGACUGUGACAAAGCCUUUAUCCGAUGCUCACAUCUUUCUCAACAUCAGCGAACUCAUACUGGAGAGAAACCUUAUAAAUGUAAAGACUGUGACAAAGCCUUUAUCCGAUGCUCACAACUUACUCGACAUCAGCAAAUUCACACUAGGGAGAGACCUAAUCAUUUUACAGAACGUGGCCAAAUCUUUAUUUGGAGUUCAACUUUAACUGAACAUCAGCAAAUCCAUACUGGGGAGAGACCAUAUAAAUGUACAGAAUGUGGCAAAGCCUUUAAUCGGAACUCAAGUCUUACUCAACAUCAGCGAAUUCAUACUGGAGAGAAGCCUUAUAAAUGUAAAGAUUGUGGCAAAGCCUUUAUCCGAUGUUCAAGUCUUACUCAACAUCAGCGAAUUCAUAGUGGAGAGAAACCUUAUAAAUGUAAAGACUGUGACAAAGCCUUUAUCCUAUGCUCACAUCUUUCUCGACAUCAGCGAAUUCAUACUGGAGAGAAACCUUAUAAAUGUAAAGACUGUGACAAAGCCUUUACCCGAUGCUCACAUCUUUCUCAACAUCAGCGAAUUCAUACUGGAGAGAAACCUUAUAAAUGUAAAGACUGUGACAAAGCCUUUAUCCGAUACUCACAUCUUUCUCGACAUCAGCAAAUUCAUACUGGAGAGAAACCUUAUAAAUGUAAAGACUGUGACAAAGCCUUUAUCCAAUGCUCACAACUUACUCGACAUCAGCAAAUUCACACUAGGGAGAGACCUAAUCAUUUUACAGAACGUGGCCAAAUCUUUAUUUGGAGUUCAACUUUAACUGAACAUCAUCGAAUCCAUGCUGGGGAGGAACCACACAAAUGUAAAGAAUGUGGCAAAACCUUUAUUACAAGUUCAUAUCUUACUAAACAUCAGCAAAUCCAUACUGGGGAGAGACCAUAUAAAUGUACAGAAUGUGGCAAAGCCUUUAAUCGGAACUCAAGUCUUACUCAACAUCAGCGAAUUCAUACUGGAGAGAAGCCUUAUAAAUGUAAAGAUUGUGGCAAAGCCUUUAUCCGAUGUUCAAGUCUUACUCAACAUCAGCGAAUUCAUAGUGGAGAGAAACCUUAUAAAUGUAAAGACUGUGACAAAGCCUUUAUCCUAUGCUCACAUCUUUCUCGACAUCAGCGAAUUCAUACUGGAGAGAAACCUUAUAAAUGUAAAGACUGUGACAAAGCCUUUAUCCGAUGCUCACAUCUUUCUCAACAUCAGCGAAUUCAUACUGGAGAGAAACCUUAUAAAUGUAAAGACUGUGACAAAGCCUUUAUCCGAUGCUCACAUCUUUCUCGACAUCAGCAAAUUCAUACUGGAGAGAAACCUAAUCAUUUUACAGAACGUGGCCAAACCUUUAUUCGGAGUUCAACUUUAACUGAACAUCAUUGAAUCCAUACUGGGGAGGAACCACACAAAUGUAAAGAAUGUGGCAAAACCUUUAUUACAAGUUCAUAUCUUACUAAACAUCAGCAAAUCCAUACUGGGGAGAGACCAUAUAAAUGUACAGAAUGUGGCAAAGCCUUUAAUCGGAACUCAAGUCUUACUCGACAUCAGCGAAUUCAUACUGGAGAGAAGCCUUAUAAAUGUAAAGAUUGUGGCAAAGCCUUUAUCCGAUGUUCAAAUCUUACUCAACAUCAGCGAAUUCAUACUGGGGAGAGACCUUAUUGUUGUACAGAAUGUGGCCAAACCUUUAUUCGGAGUUCAAUUUUAACUGAACAUCGCCGAUUCCAUACUGGGGAGAAACCAUACAAAUGUACAGAAUGAGGCAAAGCCUUUUUUACGAGUUCAGAUCUUACUAAACAUCAUUGAAUUCAUAUGGGGUACAAACGCUAUAAAUGUACAGGGUGUGGCAAGGCCUUUAUUAACAGUUCUACUCUUAUUAAACAUCAGCGAAUCCAUACUGGGGAGAGACUGUAUAAAUGUACAGAAUGUGGCAAAGCCUUUAAUCGAAACUCAAUUCUUACUACACAUUUAUGAGUUCAUACUGGAAAGAAGCCUUAUAAAUGUACAGAAUGUUGCAAAGCCUUUAGUCAUAGUGGUUGGCUUACUAAACAUCUGAGAACACACACUGGAGAGAAACCCUAGUAAUGGAACAAGUGAUGGGAGAGGUUUGCCCUAAACAUGCAUCAGAAAACACAAGUUUAUACAAGAAACCUAUGGAAAGGAUGUCACAAAUAUGUAGAAAGGUAUCUAAUAAAAAAAUCAAAUCUAAAUAAAUAUCAGACUGCAUACUAGAAAGCAUUUCAUCAAUCCUCUUUUCUGAAGUUUCUAUAAAGGAGAAUUACUGUAGAGAGCAAUCCAUAGUUAAAACACAUAGAAAAUGGAUAUAUUAGCAUGGAUCAUGAGAUGAAGGUUGAUGAUUCAAAAGUUACAAUUAUUACCAAUGUAUCCUUGCUUAUAAUCACAUGAUUUUGAGAUUAUUUGAAAACCAAAAUGAAUGUAAUUCAAUGCUCAAAUAAUGCAUAAUGUUUUUCAUUUCUAGUGUGAAUGAAAACAUAGGUUUUUGAGUUUAUACUUCAAAGAUUAGCCUUUUUAUAUUGUGUUGAAACCAUUUCUAUCUAUUAUUCUCCAUUAGAAGAUGGAUACCAUAAUGUAAAAUGGACAAUGACCAUCUAAAUGGGGGUGUUUGUCAUUGAUGUGAAAUAUCCCUGGAGUUGCCAUGAUGUAAGUGAUCAGGGAAUCUUUCCAUGUAUUAAGGUAAGACAGAAGUUGAUUCUAAAUUUUCAAUAGUUAUAUCACUUGAUUUGUAAGAAGAACACAAUGACAGUUCACUGCAAUAUUGAUGUAUCUUUAUAAUAUCAACACAAGUCAUGAACAGUACUUGACAAUGUUGAAAUAAAGACAGCUUCUGUGAUAACCUAGAAAUGUAUUAGAAACCUUUCCUGGAAAAGGCAUGUGAUUAGUGUAUAUCACGUUUACUAAGUGUUUCCUAGGUUUUGUUUUAUAAGCAACAAAAAUCACAAUCUUUACAUCAUUAUAUGAGAAAAAUGAAUAUCUUUCUUUGUACUUCUCAUCUGUAUGUAAUUUGUAAAAGGUUUUAUUUCAACUAUGUGUGAAAUUAAUACAUGGUUAAUAAUA